UUUACAUCAUCUUUCUCCUUCCUUCUUCCACGUCGGUCCAACUACCGCUAAUUUCGGUAUGGAGAGCAACAAGGACGAGGCCAUCCGGUGUCUCGCCAUUGCACAGAAGCACCGUGAUGCAGGAAACUACCCUUCCGCCCGUAAAUUCUGCCAGAAGUCUCUAGCUCUGUUUGAGACGCCCGAAGCACUCAAGCUGCUGGCGUCCCUUAAUGUGGCAGAGAAUGGCUCUGAUUCGACACCCUCUUCGUCAUCCUCAUCCACGGAAGCGCAUCCCUCAUCAUCUGGGACUAGACAUCGGCAUACGAACAAUGCGUCAUCACCGUCAAGUUCUAUGGGAAAUGGGACCGCUGGAGGUAUUGGAGGCGAAAAGAGAGAGUAUACUGCAGAACAAAUAUCGGUUGUGAAGAGGGUAAGGGCAUGCAAGGUGACGGAAUACUAUGAGAUUCUGUCCGUUCGCAAGACUUGCGAAGAAGCAGAUGUGAAGAAAGCAUACCGAAAGCUGGCACUGGCUUUGCAUCCAGACAAGAACGGCGCCCCUGGUGCAGAUGAAGCUUUUAAAAUGGUUUCUAAAGCUUUCCAAGUCCUAUCGGAUGCUCAAAAGCGUGCUAUCUAUGAUCAGAGCGGCGCUGACCCAGAGGACCGAAGCGGAGGCAUGUCAUCACGGCCGUCAGGAUUCUCAUCUCGCCCAUUCGCAAGUCCGGGUCAAGGAUUCGAUGGCGAGCUUAGCCCUGAGGACCUCUUCAAUAUGUUCUUUGGUGGUGGAAGUGGUUUCGGUAACGGCUUUGGUGGUGGACCAGUAUUCACGGCGUCAUUUGGACCUGGUGGCUUCCGUACGACACGCGCUGGAGGGCCAACACUUCGCCGGCAACAACAGGAAGCAGCGGAACCGCGGUCAUUACUUGUCCAACUUUUGCCUCUCUUCAUAUUAUUCGGAUUUUCGAUUCUAUCAGCACUACCUAAUCUAUUCAGCUCUCCACCUAUCCCGGAUCCUCGUUACUCGUUUGUAGGGGGCUCUCGCUAUUCAGUGGAGAGGGAAACAGCAGACCUUGGCGUCAAAUACUAUGUCAAUCCCGGAGAGUGGACAAGUCACCCUGUAGUUGGUCCGGAAGUAGCGAGACAAAAAUCUUCAGCUUCCAGCUCGAACGCAGAACGGGGACCGGCGGUGGCAAAAUUUGAGAGAAGUGUGGACACCGCUUACACCGAGCGUGUUUAUUCGGAGUGCAGACGAGGUUUGGACCAAAAGGACCGAGCAAAAGAGGCAGAGAUUGGACUCUUUGGAUUUGGAACUGACUGGGAAAAGGUGAAGAAGAUUGAAAGCGAGGUCAUAGAAAGCUGCGUAGAGUUCGAGCGGCUGAACGCGCGACGGCGGCGUUGAUAACUUAUUAUUCGUUUGUUUGUUGGAUUUGUAGGAAUAUGGUUGCAUUUAGCUUAUCAGACCACCCGCUA
Desarmillaria tabescens is the source of this 1446-nucleotide messenger RNA. RefSeq lists its product as uncharacterized. Gene Ontology annotation, cellular component: endoplasmic reticulum membrane. Gene Ontology annotation, molecular function: Hsp70 protein binding. NCBI's taxonomy places the organism in Eukaryota, Fungi, Basidiomycota, Agaricomycetes, Agaricales, Physalacriaceae. The record is from RefSeq and is a predicted model, not a curated record. The transcript is spliced from 5 exons. Gene Ontology annotation, biological process: cellular response to misfolded protein. The coding region runs from base 59 to 1375 and encodes 438 amino acids.